AUGAACGGCUUCCUCCUGAAGCAUGAGGGGAAUUACUCACAGCAUCCGAACCUGACCCAGUAUUUUAUCCCUCCGACAGAUGUCGAUUUUCAAGAGCGUUUGGAGCAGUACCAGGGAGAAAUCGCCAUCAUGUUGAGAUCCUCAGAAUUCAACCAAGACAAGACGGCACUGAUUGUAACUAAUGACCCAUUUCCUCUGCUUAUUUCUGGCAAAUACAUCGCCACGCCUUUCCAUUACUUUCCAAGAGAUGCGUCUCGGAGGCCUUUCCCACAGAGCUUCAGGGAUCAAACACCUCUUUGCUUACCCCCGCUAAGGAUGUCAGUGAAGGAACAUGCCGGACCAGAAAUACGGAAGCUGAAAUUCUCCACCCAUCUAAGGUUCACCAACAAGAACGAUUUCAAAGGUGAAGCCCGUUUUUCGAAAAAUUAUGCGGAGAGACGUUUGCAAAGGAUGUAUCCCCACUUACGCAUUCAUUCAAGACAGGAUCAACCGGAAAGGCAGCCACUUCCGCAUAUCCAGGGGCAGCCUCCACCGAAGAUCCAGUGGGAGCCUCUGACCCUUUCAUGCCUGACGGAAAUGAAGCCCACCUAUGUUGUCCCCGGAGAAAAUGGCUUUAGAUAUGGGAAAGCUCCUCUCUGGGUUGUAAAUAACUCAGUGGUGCUGAAUUCUCCCCAGUAA
Messenger RNA from Candoia aspera, 678 nucleotides. RefSeq names its product testis specific 13 (gene TSGA13). The coding region runs from base 1 to 678 and encodes 225 amino acids. The transcript is spliced from 5 exons. Lineage: Eukaryota; Metazoa; Chordata; Lepidosauria; Squamata; Candoiidae. The record is from RefSeq and is a predicted model, not a curated record.